Messenger RNA from Aspergillus heteromorphus CBS 117.55, 612 nucleotides. RefSeq lists its product as uncharacterized. NCBI's taxonomy places the organism in Eukaryota, Fungi, Ascomycota, Eurotiomycetes, Eurotiales, Aspergillaceae. Bases 1 to 612 code for a protein of 203 amino acids. The transcript has 3 exons. The record is from RefSeq and is a predicted model, not a curated record.
AUGGAGUCAUUUGGACCCUUUGCAUAUUGCUCGUGGACCCCUGAGCUGCACGACCUCUACCAGGUCCGACUAAGUGCCAUAGUGUGUACAAGGCGAUACGCGCCGUACCGGGCCGCGCCCCAUGCUUAUCGGGCCUGCCUGAUCUCGCAGUCGGCGUCCCAGGCCCAAAGCUUGGCAACUGGAGACUCCAACCCCCAAGCGGCCAAGACCGAGUCAAUUAGCACUAGCAAGCAGCAACACGGGUUGCCGUUUACCCUUGCGACUAUUGAUCCCAACACAUCAGCUAUUGACGUGUCCCGGACCAAGAAGCGGUACGGGCAUGCUGUCGACCCUCCCCAAUAUGAACCGCUCUACGAGGCUAUAGCUAUACUCGCAUUCCGAUUAGUCACUGUCGCAGUCAGAAUGCCUGCGUCUGCGCGGUGUCCUCCGUACGGAGGUGCCAUGGGAAGAAUGGGAAACCCGCGACUGUUUCAUCUACGCUCCCUCGGCCCUAUCACUGUCGACGCGUACCUGAACCGUUCCUUUAUCCGUUGGCUCUCCGCUGUUCCGCUGCCUCUCCGGACUCCGAAGACCGCUGGUUCAUGGUUUGUCUGGGAAUUGGCCCCAUCCUGA